Molecule: messenger RNA, 4276 nt
Organism: Amyelois transitella
Lineage: Eukaryota; Metazoa; Arthropoda; Insecta; Lepidoptera; Pyralidae
Product: latent-transforming growth factor beta-binding protein 4
Exons: 25
Coding region: 183-4271 (1362 amino acids)
Molecular function (GO): calcium ion binding
Source: RefSeq, a predicted model, not a curated record
UACGCAUGCGCGAAAUGUUAUCAGCAAGUUGACCCGCUAUCAUUACUUACGAAGGCACUGCGGAGGGUACUCGUUUACCAAGAAUUUAUCAAUAACAUCUAAGUAUUUAUUAAAAAAUAAGUGAAAAGUUUAUUUUUAAUUUUUAAACAUUAUGUGCCAGUGACUUUCAGUGAUUUAAAGAAAUGAAUGUGAAAAUUGUAUUAUUAGUGCUGUGCGCGUCACUAAAAAGUUUUGGAGAAGGUUUGACCUCUGAAGAAGAGGUAGACAUAAAAGACACAUGUUGCGGCCACGCGGACUUGCUGGCCGUGUCGACGAAAUCUGUUCAGGAGUGUUCCUCAUCAGACCUGCCGGACUUUAUCAGCCCGGACGAGGAGGGCACCUGCAGAGCCGCCAUGCAGAGUUGCUGCAGCAAGAUAUUCACUUUGAAAGAUGAAUGUACAGCGGGCACAAAAUAUGCAGCUGAGAAGCGAUGUAGUGUUCCCAAAACGGAAAUAGGGAAGACAUGCUGUGAGGAAUGCUCGAUUGGUCGUUGGACCGGGGAGUCUCAAGGUGUUGAGUCUUGUGGAGCACCCGCCUCGGAGGGCACUCCUCCCAACACGGCGCUUAGGAGAAAUACUUUCUAUCAAUGUUGUGUGGAAGCAGCAUCACAGCCUACGACGACGGAAAAAGUGGUAAUCACAACGACUGAGAAGAAGAUAGAGACGACCACGGCGAAGAAAGAGAAAUGUGCGAAAAACUCCUGUGAUCAUGUCUGCAAUGAUGAAGACGGGAAGAUCAGGUGCCAGUGCCACGAGGGGUACAGACUUCAAGGGGACAAGAAGUCAUGUAAAGAUAUAAACGAAUGUGCAGAAGCAUUAGAUGAUCUGUGUGUAGCACAGGACACUGUCUGUCACAACACGGCUGGAUCCUUCAAGUGUGUUCCUAUCAAAAAACGAGAGGUUGGUGGCUGCCCGCCUGGCUUCAAGAAGAAUAUCGAGAGUCAAGUCUGCGACGAUAUAAACGAAUGCCAACACCCCCGUCCGCCGUGUCCAAAAUAUCUUUGUAAGAAUACCAUCGGCGGGUACACGUGCGCGGGCAAGCCUGGCACUCCCUACGUGGAGGAGUCGCCCAAGGCCACCACUGAGACCAAUGAGGCCACCGUCCCCACUCCGAGGAACGACAUCUGUCCUCCAGGAUUUAGGGCGGGACCUGACGAUGAGUGUAUAGAUAUCGAUGAGUGUGAGGAGCGGUCGGACGAUUGCCAGCAUCUAUCCCAACACUGCAUCAACACCCACGGCCACUUCUUCUGCCAGGACCAUGUCUCCAAGAGGUGCACCCCUGGCUUCGUCAUCAACCCCACUACGGGGAAGUGCGAAGACAUCAACGAAUGCGAAGACAUCACGGAGGUGUGCAAGCGCACAGAAGUGUGCAUCAACCUCCCAGGAGCCUACAACUGCAAAUCCAAGAUCAGCACUUUGCCCAAGCUUGCUACUAAGACCUGUCAAGAAGGCACCCGUAUUCGGCCAGGCGGUACAAUUUGCGAAGAUAUUGAUGAAUGCAGAGAAGGUACCCACCUCUGUGACGAGUUCCAAAAUUGUAUCAAUACGUUUGGAGGUCACGAAUGUCGCUGCAAGAAUGGGUUUGAACUGGACUCCUCCUCAGGCGCCUGUGUAGACAUCGACGAGUGCGCCUUGAAGAUGGAUAACUGUUCUCCGGGCACUCAUUGCCUGAACAUGCUAGGCACCUUCACCUGCACCCGCCGGGCUCCAGCUACCACCAGCACCACCACGCCGUCUACCAUUGCACCAACACCAGCGCCAUCCGAAUAUGAUUAUGAAUAUUAUUCUGAAGAAGACAAUUCAACGGAUUCCACAAACGAAGCUGUUCCACCUCCACCACCAACUACGACGCCGAGACCAACAACACCUAAACCACCUACUACUACGUCAACAACAACACCUCGGUCCACCACAGAAAGUUCUGCUCGAACCCCCAAGUACCCUUACUACUAUACACCUAGAACAACCACAACAAGUAGAUCACCAUACAGACCUGAUAGACCAAUGUACACACGACCCAUAUACACUACUUCUACUACUACUAGAAGACCACAUAUACCAGAAGAGAGACCAAGAUAUCCUGAAUAUUCCUAUGAUCCAUACGGAAGACCGAGAAGACCAGAAGAGACAACAACUGAAUUAUUAAGAAGACCAGAAGAUCGUCCUCGUCCUGACUAUUCCCGACCAAACACUUACGAUAGACCAAGAAGGCCCGAAGAAUCUACGACUACUGAAGAAAUACCGAAGCCAUACAUCCCAAGGAGACCAGAAGAACCAAGACGACCUGAACCUUCAAGACCUUUGGAUCCUUUUGCUAAACCUAGGCCUGAUGAUUUUACAACUGAAGAAGUCCCAAAGCCAUUCAUACCUAGAAGACCAGAAGAAACUCCAUCCAGACCAGAAGAUCCAAGGGAAGAAAUACCAAAGGAACCGGAACUUGGGCCGAAACCAGACGAUGAUAAUAGACCAGGGUUUGACAUCAAUAGCUUGCAUUGUUUGGAUGGAUACGAAAAAAAUGAACAUGGUGAUUGCGUUGAUACCAACGAAUGUGAGGCAAACCGCCAUCUUUGCAGCAACCUGGAAGAAUGUGAGAACCGCCCCGGAGGGUAUACCUGUGAAUGCAUCAGGGGGUUCACCAGGGACCCCUCAGGUUGGUGCGUGGCUAUCACUACCAGUAGCACUACUACUAGCACUACCACUGAAAGAACAACCACACCAGUUCCCACCACGACCCCUCGAAGAACACGAUACCCACCGAGAGUACGGCCGACUGCUCCUCCGCCUUCGAGGGUUAACUGUGACUUCGGGUACAACUUUGAUACCAGUGAGGGUAGAUGUAUAGAUAUUGACGAAUGUGCGACCAACAAGCACACCUGCGCGCCUAACGAAGACUGCAUCAACUUUGGAGGAGGCUACAACUGCGAAUGUGGCAGAAGAUGUCGCGGGGAAACAGAUAGGCAACCUAAUGUCUAUUAUCCAGUGUCUCCCACAAGAGAGACAGUCCCAAUGGCUACGACCCCGUCGUCGCCAACAGACUCCAACAUCAUCACAGUGGGGGCCCAGUUCGGCCAACGAGGGCCUAGGGUCAUGAGGCCCCCGUACGUCAGGUUCAACUACGGGACUAUGCAGCCUUGCCCGUGGGGCUACAAAUUGACGCCAGACAAACGAUGCUUAGAUAUCGACGAAUGCGCCCGCAACGUGUCACAGUGUGGUCCCGAGCAGCGCUGCGAGAACUUCUUCGGCGGUUACUCGUGCCACUGCCCCGGGGGACACCGUCUGUCCGGGGAGGACGGCUGCGAGGACAUCGACGAGUGUCGCUUCGGCUCCCCCUGUUCUUACAACGGAGAAUGCAUCAACACUAUCGGCUCAUAUCACUGCAAGUGUGGAGAUGGCUUCCGUAACGCGCCAGCUAACGACAAGGUCUGUAUGGACAUUGACGAGUGCUCAGAGGACCCUGGAGUUUGUGACCACGAGUGUACCAACACGUGGGGUGGAUAUAGAUGUUACUGCAGGCGGGGCUAUCGACUGGAUAGAGACAAUAAAACAUGUGUGGACGUAGACGAGUGCUCCGAAUGGUCGGCGGUGCGCCUGCGCGGGCGCCUGUGCGGCGGGGAGUGCGUCAACGAGCCGGGCAGCUUCCGCUGUCGCUGUCCCGCUGGGUACAGGCUUAGCGACGACGGGAAGAGCUGCGUGGAUAUUGAUGAAUGCGAGACUGGCGAAGCGUCGUGUGCGCACUCCUCCACUCCCGGCGAAGUGUGUCAGAACACCCGGGGGAGCUACCACUGUCACCGGAUAGACUGCCCUAGAGGGUACCGGCUGGAAUCUAAACACCGUUGCACGCGCGUGCAGCGAGCGUGCCCGAUUUCGGACUGGUCGUGCCUGCAGCAGCCCAGCGCCUACAGUUACAACUUCAUCACCUUCGUCUCCAACAUCUUCCUGCCUUCCGGAAGGGUGGAUCUAUUCACGAUGCAUGGGCCAUCGUGGAGGGACACACUGGUGACCUUCGAAAUGAGGAUGAUUGACGUCCAAGCGUCUCACGGAGUGAAACCUGCAGAUCUUAGAUGUUUUGAUAUGCGACCAAGCAACAACGUGUGCGUGAUAUCCCUGCUGUGCUCCCUGCAAGGGCCGCAGGUGGCGGAGCUGGAGCUGACCAUGUCUCUGUACCAGCGGGACCAGUUCGCGGGCAGCGCCGUCGCCAGGCUGGUCGUCAUAGUGUCGCAGUAUGAGUUCUAGUAAUA